Messenger RNA from Saccostrea cuccullata (small rock oyster), 2757 nucleotides. Its product is annotated as protocadherin Fat 4-like. Gene Ontology annotation, molecular function: calcium ion binding. Bases 1 to 2739 code for a protein of 912 amino acids. Gene Ontology annotation, biological process: homophilic cell-cell adhesion. NCBI's taxonomy places the organism in Eukaryota, Metazoa, Mollusca, Bivalvia, Ostreida, Ostreidae. The record is from RefSeq and is a predicted model, not a curated record. The transcript has 19 exons. Gene Ontology annotation, cellular component: plasma membrane.
AUGUUUGAGUCACAAGGCAGUAGUUCUGUUAAAAUCUGUUAUCUAGAAUUUUUUGCAAGAACUGUGUAUGCUCUUACGAGCUUGCCUAAACUUGGACAACUUGGGCAAGUAUGUGAUAACAACGACAGUGAUGGAGAGAACAAUCCAGACAACAAAGACGACGAUGUAGACACCACAGCAGGACUUGGGUUAUUGUUGAAUGCUGCCGAUAAUGAGUACACGAUUAAAUGUUGUGGUUUUGUCGAUACCUGGGAGUUUUAUGCCAAGGAUAACACAGGGGUGGUGGAUCUACAGAUGUGGCGCUCUAUCGGGGGCGGAUCCUAUACCUUAGUUGGCCAAAACUCCUACACCGUCACAGAUACGGAUAAGGAGAUACGGUAUUCUGUCCCAGUCUCAGAGCGCAUCCCUGUUCAAAAUGGAGACAUCAUAGGAUUCUAUACAGCUGGAAACCCUAUAGUGUCCUACAAAAGAGAGUGGGGCGGUUGGAACUGGCAUGGCUGGACGUCUUCAAAUACUAUUGGAUCCUCUGUUGUGGGGGACACCUUUGACUGGGGGUCCGCCACCAGUUUUCACGAGCAGAGGGAUUAUGCUAUCAACGUCCAGCUAGAUCCAGGGAACAAGCCAAGUCUUACAAAUUUGGACAACUCUAUGUCCUUUCCCGAUGAUACAGCAGUGAAUACUCUCAUCUACACCGUAACCUCCACCGAUAGUGACACGACUGACGUCAUUACUACUGUAAUGAAAACGUCAUCAUCUUAUUUUACUUUUGAUCCGACAACGGGAGAAGUCAGGAACACCGGGAUUCUCCCCAGUGGAACCACAAAUCUGAACUUCCGCGUGACAGACACAUGCGGGCAAACCGACACCAAAACCUUGACGAUCGUUGUCACCAACAUUCCUCCUGUCAUUCAUAACCUGCCGGCAUCACGUGACCUCUCAGAGGACCACGCCUCAGAACAACUACUGUACACGAUAAACGCUACUGACACGUCAUCCCUGGACAAGGUAACCUGUAGUGUCAACAGCAUCAGUCCAACCACAGACAACUUCUUCACCAGAUUGAUAACCGGAUCAACUACUUUAUAUGGAGUGUAUGUGAAAGCUCAACCCUCGCUUGACUACGACACCUCACGGCAGUAUGACGUCACAGUGAGGUGCACAGAUGGGAAAGAUUCCGUGACCGGAGUAUUCACAAUAUACAUCUCCCGAAACAACCCACCUAUAUUUGUCAACUUACAAGCGACAACAAGGAUAGCAGCUGCCACGUCUACCAAAGGAAACAUCAUCUACACUGUGAAUUCCACUGACGAAGAUUCCAGUCAACUGUAUUACAACAUGACGUGUGUUCCUGCUGCGUGUCCCUUCACGAUACACAACUAUGGUGAAGUUAUCGUGACUUCUGACCUCUCUUCCCACACUAUACCCGGAUAUGACCUGUAUAUUUACGUCACAGAUGGCAACACGUUGGUGGGACCUCGUACACUUACCGUAAUUCUUGAAGGAAUAAAUUCAGCACCGUCGAUCACCAACCUUCCUCUCUUGACCCCAAUCACGGUACAGGAGAACGUUGCCAUGUCAACCGCCGUCUUCCAGGUCUCCUUCUCCGACGUAGACGCGGGACAAAACCAUACUUAUCACCUGUUCUGUAGUCCGAGUCUGGGCUCAACUCUUUUUUCUAUCGAUUCUGCAAAUGGCCUGAUCACCACCUCCUCCACUCAGACCAUCAACUACGAGUCAGUGUCCACCACGUCUACCACAUAUCUGAUGACCGUCACCGUGUCUGAUGGAUACGAUACUGCUACGUCAUCAUUCACCGUCGCCAUUGCAGAUCAGAACGAGGUCCCGGUGUUCGGCAAGGAUGCGUAUUACAUAUCCGGCACCGAAGGCGUGGCAGGGACUGUUGUAAGUAGCCCAUCCUUUGACGUCACAGAUCCUGAUUCGGGAGACACACAGACAUACUCUAUAGAUUGUCCGUCCUUUAAUAUUCAUCCUAGUACAGCAGUCGUCACACUAAGCCAUGACUAUGAUCUAGACGUCGCUGGGACUGCCACAUCAGUCACGUGCACAGUAACAGUGACAGAUGGUGAGCUCACCGACACAGCCUUAUUGGUCAUCACACUUAGUGACGUCAACGAUCACACCCCUGUCAUGGGCAAUCCCGCCUUUACAUUUUACGCUUCGCCUAACACCGGAGUAGGUACCGUGAUAGGCGUAAUAACAGCCAGUGACGGGGAUCUUGGAUCUUUUGGAAACAUUUCAUAUUCCUUGGACCAAAUUUCCCUUGGAAAUGAAUACUUUGGAGUGAAGAUUAAUGGUGACAUGUAUGUGAUGAACAGUUUGCUUGGCUUCUCCACGGGAAUAACUCUGAGUUUGACUGCCACGGCUCGAGACAAGGGCGGAUUACAGGACACCGCCACCGUAACAGUCAUUAUCCCAGAAUCCACCACUGCUGCCCCGGUAACCACCACAGAUCGUCACCUAACCUUUUGGGAAGACACGGGGAACAUCGCCUGGGUAACCGUCGCUUCUGUAUUGCUAUGUGGCCUCACUUUAUAUUGUUCCUAUCUCCUUGCCAGAUACGGAAACGUCCCAUGCGUGAAACAUUCUUACAAACGCCAUGAAAGCAAAGUGAACACUACCAAAUGGUCUCAACAUGAAAACAACAAGAAGAACAACCUUGCAAAUAAAACGAGAUAUGACUUGAAGCCAUGGGAAAGUAGCAAUCCAUCUUACAAGUAAGGCUACAAAAUAGUGGUA